This is a messenger RNA of Eriocheir sinensis (Chinese mitten crab), 2605 nucleotides long. RefSeq names its product probable chitinase 2. The transcript has 9 exons. Lineage: Eukaryota; Metazoa; Arthropoda; Malacostraca; Decapoda; Varunidae. The record is from RefSeq and is a predicted model, not a curated record. Gene Ontology annotation, molecular function: chitin binding; chitinase activity. The coding region runs from base 73 to 1503 and encodes 476 amino acids. Gene Ontology annotation, cellular component: extracellular region. Gene Ontology annotation, biological process: carbohydrate metabolic process; chitin catabolic process.
CUCCAUUUAACCUCUGCUGGGGAAUAAUUGGUAGCUGGCACCCUUUCUCUCUGCGGCAGGAAACGCGAGACGAUGCAACCUACACCGAGACGCGCCAGUUUGUCUUGUACCAUGUUGGGGUGUGCGGCGCAGCUUAUCACACUCCUCGCCUUCGCUAUUGGCGGGGCGGUGGCCCAGCAUGACCAAGAGGUGGUGUGUUACCUCGGGUCCUGGGCGGUGUACAGACCCGGACUCGGCAAAUUCAGCAUUGAGGACAUCGACCCCACGCUGUGCACAUCUCUCAUCUACGCCUUCGUUGGCAUCGACAACACCACCUACACCAUGAAGUCCCUCGACCCGCAGUACGACUUCACAAAAAGGGCCCUUGAGAGGUUCGUGGACAAGAAGAGCCUGAACCCGCGGCUGAAGGUGCUCCUUGCGGUGGGCGGCUGGACGGAGGGGUCCACGAAAUACUCGGCCAUGGCCGCCUCGCCCGCCACCAGGCAGGCUUUCAUCAAGUCCGCGAUCAAAUUCAUCGAAGAUAAUGGUUUUGAUGGCCUUGACCUGGACUGGGAGUACCCUGCCAACAGGGGAGGGAAGCCUGAGGACAAGGAGAACUUUGUCACACUGGUCAAGGAACUUCGCAAAGAAUUUUCACCAAGAGGCUGGAUGUUGACAGCAGCUCUGGCUGCAGGAAAAUCAACCAUUGAGACGGCCUAUGAUAUAGAUGACCUGGCAGAGGAACUUGACUUCAUGCACAUCAUGGCCUAUGACUACCAUGGCAAGUGGGACGGCCGCACAGGACACAAUGCGCCGCUCUAUUCCCGUGACGACGAGCCCGAGGAGGAGAAGUCCCUCAAUGUGGAUGCCACCAUAAAGCUGUACCUGUCCUCUGGUGCUCCCCCGAACAAGCUGGUGUUGGGUCUUGGCCUGUAUGGACGCACCUUCCUCCUCAGAGACCCAGUCAACCCAGGUAUCAGUGCCCCCUCGCACUCCACCGCCUUUGCUGGACAAUACACCCGAGAGGACGGCUUCCUCGGCUACAACGAGAUCUGUGAGAAACAAACCACCGAAAAAGGACUCUGGCAAAUAGUGUGGCAGAAAGCCCACCAGGUACCGUACAUGUUCCGCAACGACAUGUGGGUUGGCUACGACGAUGAUAUUUCCCUUAGCCUCAAGGCAGCAUAUGCCCAGCAGCUCGGCCUUGGCGGAGUUAUGAUCUGGUCCAUCGACACUGACGACUUCACAGGGAGCUGCUCCCAGAAUGGCAUCAAGUACCCAAUGCUGCGGGCCAUCAACCAGGCUCUGAGCGCCCACGUCGACAAGCGCCCGACAGACACCACCACGUCCACCAUCGAUCCGACGAAAGAUAUUGACCUGGAUGUGGACAACGACCUGGAUGACUACCGCUACGACGUGGAUGAGAGGACGUCUUCCCCCGGUGGCUCAGCCGCCCCCACCGCCUUCUCUCCGGCCUUCACCAUCGCCCUCGGCUUGGCACUCGCGGCUACACUAGCUCGCUAAAUAAUCUUAAAGUUCUUAAAACUUUUCCUGUAGUUUGAUUGUGGGAAAAGAAAAAUGUUUAUGAUUAGAUAUCCUAUAUGAAAGGGAUUCUCAUUAUUAGUUGAUUUAUUAAAACAUUUAAUUCUUCAGAAAAUUCUAGAUUGCUUCAAAAACUAUUGUUUUGCUAUGAGUUGUGUAUUAUUUUUAACUUAGGGAUGAUCAUUUUCUUUUACUUGAUUCUCUUAUAUAAAUUACUACUAAAAUUAGCAAGGAUGUCUUGCAAAAUGCACAUAGUUAAUUCCAGAGUGAAAAUCGUAAUAUGUUAACUGUGCAUUUUGUUUAUUAAGUAAGAAUAUUAUUUUAGCACUGAUUAUCUGGAAUCUUGUGUACAUAGUCUAAUACAUAUGUACCUUUGUGUGUGGCUGAGGAGCUGCAGAGGUUUGGUGAGCAGUGUGUGUGUGUAGCGGUGUGAGGCAAGGCCCCCUCACCCCACCCCACCCCGCCCUCCAGCUGUGUCUGGCACCCUCUUCCUCCCAGUCUGUAGCAUCUUUGCCUUGCUGUGUAUAUAGAAUGACAACAUCAUGGCGAGCAUACUUACACACACACAUAUAUAUAUAUAUAUAUAUAUAUAUAUAUAUAUAUAUAUAUAUAUAUAUAUAUAUAUAUAUAUAUAUAUAUAUAUAUAUAUGUGUGUAUGUGUGUGUCUGUGUGUGUGUGUGUGUGUGUGUGUGUGUGUAUGUGUGUGUGUGUGUGUCAUGAUCAAGAUAACUAUAAUUUUCAUGCAAACAAAAAAAAAUUAUAUUGACGCGUAACAAGUACAUACAUACUAAAUCCCUUCUUCAACUUCUAAAUGUGACAUAUCCAAAGUUUUCCUCCCAGGGCCGCACACUGUACACAUCGGGCAUGUUCUUAAUGGAUCUCCUCCAGCUUGGUAUUGCAGGUUUUUUGCUGCAACAAGUUUUCAAAAAUUUAGCACAGCAGGUCUUACAUAUUUUUUCUAUUUAUGAAGAACUAGACAGAUUUAUAUUUGCUUAUGUUGUGAUACUAAAAUAGUUAAAGAAUUUAAAGCAUUUGAAAAUAUAUACUUGGCAUUUCAACAAUUAAUAAAAUCACACAAACAUAU